Exophiala viscosa is the source of this 3603-nucleotide messenger RNA. RefSeq names its product DNA polymerase delta subunit 1. Lineage: Eukaryota; Fungi; Ascomycota; Eurotiomycetes; Chaetothyriales; Herpotrichiellaceae. Gene Ontology annotation, cellular component: delta DNA polymerase complex. Bases 53 to 3376 code for a protein of 1107 amino acids. The record is from RefSeq and is a predicted model, not a curated record. The transcript is spliced from 2 exons. Gene Ontology annotation, molecular function: nucleotide binding; DNA binding; 3'-5'-DNA exonuclease activity. Gene Ontology annotation, biological process: DNA-templated DNA replication; base-excision repair, gap-filling; nucleotide-excision repair, DNA gap filling.
AAUCAUCUGCGCCUCCAUACUUCAAUACUUUGUCCGCUCACAGUCUUUCACGAUGCCUGGACGUGUGAUAGAGAAGCCGAAGAAAAGGAUCCUUACAGAUGCUACGAAUACUCACAACGUCCUAAAAUCACCGCCGUCCGCGAAGAAGCGGAAGCUCAACGGCAAUGGCCCGAAUGUAUCUUUCCACUCCUCUCAGACUGGCCCAAAUGGCGUCAGAUCAAAGAUGGGCUCGAGCCAGCCCAAGAGUCACUUCGAGACAGAAGUCUUGGAGAAGAUGACCCAGGACAUUACAGGCUUGAGAGAGAACAAUUCUGAAAAAGACCAACAAUGGGACAGACCCAACUUGGACGACUUUGAUGCCCAGAGAGACCCCCUUCAAUUUCAGCAGAUCGAGAUUGAAGAAGGAACACUACACGGGGGCAAAGUCACCCUCAAGCUGUUUGGUGUCUCUGAGACUGGACACUCAAUCCUGCUCCAUGUUACUGACUUCCUCCACUACCUUUAUGUGGCAGCCCCUGUCAACUUCCAGCGACAAGAUGUCGAAGGCUACAAGGCAUACCUGGAGACACACCUGGCACAGCAUCAGCCUGUCAUUCACUCCGUUCAGAUGGUGCUUCGUGAGAACCUCUACGGCUUCCAAGGAAAUCAAAAGAGUCCAUACCUCAAGAUCACGGUGAAUGAUCCGAAGUAUAUCAACCGACUGCGAUCUGCUAUAGAAGACGGACAUGCAAACUACAAAGGAAUGUGGAAAGGCGUGGAGAGCAAAAUUCUGACGUUUGACAAUAUUCAAUACGUGCUGCGCUUUAUGAUCGACACAGGAGUGGCCGGAAUGUCCUGGGUAGAGGUUCCUCCUCAAAAAUUCCAUGUCAUGCCGCAACAUGACCGACAGUCGAAUUGCCAGAUCGAAGCAUAUUGUCAUUAUCGAGAUCUUAUCGCACACGGCCAAGAUGGUGAAUGGGCCAAAAUGGCUCCGCUGCGGAUAUUGUCGUUUGAUAUUGAGUGUGCUGGUCGAAAAGGAGUCUUCCCCGAAGCCAACCAGGAUCCUGUCAUCCAGAUUGCCAACGUGGUCACCAAAUAUGGCGAGUCGAAACCGUUCAUACGAAAUGUCUUCGUGCUGGAUACUUGCAGUUUGAUCGUGAAUACACAAAUUUACGAACACGACUCAGAAUCAAAAAUGCUGCUGGCUUGGAGAGAUUUCCUCGAGAAGGUCGACCCGGAUGUCAUUAUCGGCUACAACAUUGCGAACUUCGACUUCCCCUAUCUCCUAGAUAGAGCAAAGCACUUGAAGCUACCAAAGUUUCCAUACUGGUCACGACUUAAGAGUGUCAUCUCUCAGGCCAAAGACACCAACUUUUCCAGCAAGCAGAUGGGCAAUCGAGACACAAAAGCGACGAAUACGAAUGGUCGAAUCCAGUUGGAUCUAUUACAGCUGGUCCAGAGGGAUCACCAGCUACGAAGUUACACCCUCAACUCUGUGUGCGCCCAUUUCCUUGGAGAACAGAAGGAGGACGUGCAUCAUACAAUGAUCACCGAACUAUUCAAUGGCACUCCGGACUCAAGACGACGGUUGGCAGUCUAUUGUUUGAAAGAUGCUUACUUACCCCAACGACUCAUGGACAAGUUGAUGUGUCUGGUCAAUUACACGGAGAUGGCCAGAGUCACAGGUGUGCCGUUCAACUACCUUCUUGCUCGUGGGCAACAAGUAAAGUUCAUUAGCCAGCUUUUCCGAAAAGCUCUGGAGCAACAGUUGGUCAUUCCCAAUCUAAGGAAUGAGAGUUCAGACGAACAAUAUGAGGGCGCCACGGUCAUUGAACCCAUUCGCGGCUACUACGAUGUCCCCGUCGCCACGCUUGAUUUCGCAUCUCUGUAUCCAUCGAUCAUACAGGCUCACAAUCUGUGUUACACCACGCUUCUGAACAAAAAUAUCAUCGAGAAGAUGAAUCUGAAGAAGGAUGAAGACUACAUUCUGACACCCAAUGGUGAUCUUUUCUGUACAUCCAAGGUCCGAAAAGGACUGCUGACUCAGAUUCUGGAAGAAUUGCUGGGUGCGCGUAAGCGGGCAAAAAAAGAGCUUGCAGUCGAGACAGACCCUUUCAAGAAAGCAGUUCUCAAUGGUCGUCAACUGGCCUUGAAAGUAUCAGCGAAUUCAGUCUAUGGUAUCACUGGUGCAACAGUGGGCAAGCUGCCUUGUCUGGCAAUUGCCUCCAGUACAACGGCUUAUGGCCGGCAAAUGAUUGAGAAGACAAAGGCGGAGGUCGAGCAGAAGUACACCAUUGCCAACGGCUACUCGCAUGACGCGCAGGUCAUCUAUGGAGAUACGGAUUCAGUGAUGGUGAAGUUCGGCGAGAAAGACCUGAAGAAGACGAUGGAACUUGGACAGGAAGCCGCCGACUUUGUCUCCAACAAAUUCAUCAAGCCCAUCAAACUGGAAUUCGAGAAGAUUUACUUCCCCUAUUUGCUCAUCAACAAGAAAAGAUAUGCAGGGUUGUACUGGACCAAUCCAGACAAGCACGACAAGAUGGACAGCAAAGGUAUCGAGACUGUACGUCGUGACAACUGUCGUCUGGUUCAAAUCGUCAUUGAAACCGUCCUCAAGAAGAUCCUGAUCGACCGCGACUUGGAUGGCGCUCAAGAGUACGUCAAGGACACCAUUUCCAACUUGCUGCAGAACAAAGUCGAUCUGAGCAUGCUGGUCAUCACGAAAGCUCUGAGCAAGAGCGACUACACGGCCAAACAAGCGCAUGUCGAGCUCGCCGAGCGCAUGAAGAAGCGAGAUGCUGGUUCUGCACCCGCGCUGGGUGACCGUGUCGCGUAUGUCAUUGUCAAAGGCGCUGGCGGGAGCAAGAACUACGAGAAAUCCGAGGAUCCGAUUUACGUGUUGGAGAACAACGUCCCCAUCGACACGAAGUACUACUUGGACAACCAGCUCGCAAACCCACUCGGUCGUAUCUUCGAGCCUAUCUUAGGCGAGAAACGCGCGAACUCGUUGCUGGCGGGCGAUCAUACGCGGAGUAUUUCAGUGGCGGCCCCGACAUUGGGCGGGUUGAUGAAAUUCGCGAAAAAGACGCAGACGUGCAUGGGCUGCAAGAAGCCUCUUGUGAGUAAGGAGGAGGCCCAGGGCGCCGUGUGCGAGAAUUGUCGGCCGCGAAUUGGUGAAUUGUAUACCAAGCAUGUUAAGAAAGUGGGCGAGAUGGAGGUGAGGUUUAGUAGAUUGUGGACACAGUGCCAGCGGUGUCAGGGGAGUAUGCACUCUGAGGUGUUGUGCUCUUCGAAGGAUUGUCCUAUCUUCUAUAUGCGGAUGAAGGCGAGGAAGGAGGUCGAGGAGGCGGGACGGGAGGUCGCGAGGUUUGAUCAUGAUGCUGGGGCUAUUUGGUGAACAUCGCCACGGUGAGUGGUGAUCAAGAGGAACAUUCGACGUUGUCUUUGCAUGGUCUACACUGCAUGGCAUGAUUUGGCACCGGCGCAGUGGUCUCACAGGAGUUUGAUUCUGUACCUCUGGUAUUGGGCUCAUUUGAUUCAAGCUUGAGCUUGAUAAGCGACCAAGCGGCACGGAAUGGGACAAGAUGGAGAUCAUUCACACUUUUAACGAUUUUGGUGUGUGAA